AUGUUGCGUGCGCUGCGUGUGGUGUUACUUGCGGCGGCGUGCGCUGCGCCGGGCUGGGCAUGGUACCUGCCCGGGAGUGCGCCGCGCUCUUUCAAAAGCGGCGACGCGGUACCUUUUCAAGUGAACGCGCUGCAGCCCAUGUCGGGCGCGACGCCCGUGCAUGGGCUGGUGAGCUACGACUACUACGAUGCCCGCCUCGGCUUCUGCAAGCCGGCGAACGGGCCACAGGCGCAGAGCGGGAGCCUCGGCAGUAUCCUCUUUGGCGACCGUAUCUACAACAGUCCGAUCGAGAUCGCGAUGCUGAAGAACCAGUCGUGCGUCAAGAUCUGCGAAGAAACGGCCACGACCGAGCAGGCGGCGUUUAUCAAUGAGCGCAUCACGGAGCGCUACGGCGUGAACUGGAUGGUCGACGGGCUGCCCGUUGCCGAUGCGGGCCUCACGAGCGUCGACGGAACGAUCCGUGCCAACUCGGUCGGCUUCGCGCUCGGGAGCAUCCUCGACGCGGAGCUACACCGCCUGCCGACGCCGGCGCUGUACAACCACUACCGCCUGAACGUGUCGUACCACGAGCGCGGCCCGAACGAGUUCCGUGUCGUGGGCGUGAAUGUGAUUCCCAUGUCGCGUCACUCGCUCCCGAACGGCCUCGGGGGGCCGGUGCAGUGCGACGCGACGCAGCCCAUGUUUCUCUCGCCGAACGCGACGACGCCCGUUGCAUACACCUAUGAUGUCGUCUGGACGCCGAGCAGCACGCCGUGGGCUACGCGCUGGGACGCCUAUCUCCACGUCGUCGACCCGCGCAUCCACUGGUACUCGCUGCUGAACUCGCUGGCGAUUGUCGCGCUGCUCUGCGUGCUGGUCGCGCUGGUGAUGGCGCGUGCGGUGCGCCGCGACAUUUACCGCUACAACGCGAUCGACCUCACCGAGGACAUCCAGGAGGACUACGGCUGGAAGCUCGUCCACGGCGAGGUGUUCCGCCCGCCCUCGUCGCCGAUGCUGCUGAGCAUCAUGGCCGGCACGGGCGCGCAGCUACUGGCCAUGGCGGUCGUGACGCUGUUCUUUGCGCUACUGGGCUUCCUCAGCCCGUCGAACCGCGGCUCGCUCGCGACGAUCAUGAUUGUCACCUGGACGCUCUUUGGCUUCAUCUCGGGCUGGGUCAGCGCAAAGGUGUACGCGAGCUUCGACGGGGAGCAGUGGCGCCGCAACAUGGUGCUCACGGCGCUGCUCUUCCCCUCGCUCAUCUUUGGCGUGAUGAACCUGCUGAACCUCUUCCUCGUGUUUAACCAGUCGGCCGGCGCAGUGCCGUUCGGCACGCUCCUCGCGCUGGUCGCGCUGUGGUUUUUGAUCAACAUCCCCCUGUCCUUCCUCGGCUCGUACCUUGGCCUGCGCUCGGGCGCCUUUUCGCACCCAGUGCGCGUAAACCAAAUCCCACGCCAGAUCCCCCCGACGCAGUGGUACCUGCGCCCAUGGCCCGCAGCGAUCCUCGCAGGCAUCCUGCCGUUUGGCGCGGCGUGGCUCGAGCUCUUCUUUAUGAUCAACUCGCUCUUUGGUAACCGGGUGUACUACGCGUUUGGCUUCUUGACGCUGACGUUUGGCGUCACCGCGGCGACGACCGCGACGGUGAGCAUCCUCGCAUGCUACUUCCACCUCUGUGCGGAGGACUACCGCUGGCAUUGGCGCGCGUUCAUCACGGGCGGCGCCAGCGCGUUCUGGCUCUUUGCCUACGGUCUCUUUUACUGCUACACGCGCCUGAACCUGCCGGAUAUUUCGAGCCAGAUCCUGUUCCUGGGAUACCUCUUUGUCAUCUCGCUGCUCGACUUUUUGCUCUUUGGCUUCAUCGGCUUCAUCGCAUGCUACCUGUGCGUCAAGACGAUUUACAGUCACAUCCGCGUAGAUUAA
Messenger RNA from Malassezia japonica, 1896 nucleotides. RefSeq lists its product as uncharacterized. Gene Ontology annotation, biological process: protein localization to membrane; vacuolar transport. The coding region runs from base 1 to 1896 and encodes 631 amino acids. Gene Ontology annotation, cellular component: membrane. The record is from RefSeq and is a predicted model, not a curated record. NCBI's taxonomy places the organism in Eukaryota, Fungi, Basidiomycota, Malasseziomycetes, Malasseziales, Malasseziaceae. The transcript is spliced from 3 exons.